Asterias rubens (European starfish) is the source of this 3625-nucleotide messenger RNA. Its product is annotated as E3 ubiquitin-protein ligase TRIM23-like. The record is from RefSeq and is a predicted model, not a curated record. Gene Ontology annotation, molecular function: zinc ion binding; GTPase activity; GTP binding. Gene Ontology annotation, biological process: intracellular protein transport; vesicle-mediated transport. The transcript has 10 exons. NCBI's taxonomy places the organism in Eukaryota, Metazoa, Echinodermata, Asteroidea, Forcipulatida, Asteriidae. Bases 31 to 1770 code for a protein of 579 amino acids. Gene Ontology annotation, cellular component: plasma membrane; cytoplasm; lysosomal membrane.
GAAAAAAUAAAUAAAGAAACAGUCGUCAACAUGGCGAAUUACGAAGGAGGAGCGCCUUCGGCGGGGGAGGUCGCAAAUUGCAUCAAAGUUUCGAAGAAAAGACGACCUGGGAACAGCAAUGUUCUUGAGUGCACAGUCUGUGAAGACGUCUUCAGCUUUCAAGGUGAGAAGGUGCCACGCCUUCUUCUGUGUGGACACACCCUCUGUCAUGAAUGUCUAACACGCCUCUCUCCCCAUGGCAGAACGUUGCUCUGUCCAUUCGAUCGACAACCAACUGAGCUUGGUGACUCGGGGGUUUGGGGUCUUAAGAAGAACUUUGCGUUGUUGGAGCUCCUUGAGAGGCUACAGUCGUCAAGAGAAGGUUGGACUGCCUCUCUGUGGACAGAGACUAGGCACUGUUCUGGUAUUAAGAAUCUAAUACCAUGUGAUGAGAAUGAAGAACACAUUGCGUCCAUCUACUGCACUGUUUGCAGUACGCACCUCUGCGCAGAGUGUGCACACAGUACGCACUCAACACGCACUCUCGUCAAACACAAACGCAUCCCGCUAUCUGAGAAACCAAGAGAGCGUCCCAGCUGCCCCCAUCAUCCGCCCCACCUUGUAGAGUUUGUAUGUAUGGAGAGUACUUGCCAGGCUAGCCCCUUGAUGUGCUUUGUUUGCAAGGAGUAUGGCACCCACCAGGGUCACAAGCAAGCGCUUCUCCAACAAGAAGCCGAGGGCAGACGGAGCAUCAUCAUAGAACUUGCCCAGAGGGUGCGGCCAUUCACUGAAGAAGUAUCCGAAGUUGCAAGACGCCUCUCAGAGGUUAUUCAACAGAUUGAAGGAGGUGUUCAGGUUGUGGAAGAUUUAGAUGGGAUCGCUGAGCCCAGACAUAUUCCAGGCACAGCUCAGGUGGCCAGAGCCAAGGCACAUCAUUACUUCCAGGAGCUUCAUGAGACUCUUCAACGCCAGGAGGAGGUUGCCAUGAGCGUGGUUGACGCCCAUGUACGUGAGAAACUCUAUAUCUUGAGACAGCAGCAGGAAAAUCUUGCUACGAUGUUGACCAGCAUCAACAGCAUGUGUGUGGAGUGUGAACGCUGUGUGCAGCAGGAUGAUGCUAGGGUGAUCCAAGCCAAGCCACAGGUUACAGUUCUACAGGAAACACUACAGGCUCAACAGCAGCAGUUUACUGACAUGCAUGAACAUGUACAGCUUGAUGCUUGUAUCCCAAUAACAUUCACUAAGGAUAACCGAGUUCACAUUGGACCUAAGAUGGAGAUGAGAGUUGUUGUCUUGGGUCUAGACAAUGCCGGCAAAACAACUAUUCUCUUCAAGCUCAAACAAAACGAGUUCAUUCAGACCAUCCCUACAAUUGGAUUCAAUGUAGAGACAGUUGAAUACAAGAAUGUGAAGUUCACCAUCUGGGAUGUUGGAGGGGAUACCAAGCUAAGACCAUUGUGGAAACAUUAUUAUCUCAACACACAAGCUCUCUUGUUUGUAAUUGACUCUACGGAUUCAGAGCGUCUUGAUGAAGUCUACGAUGAACUGGCAGCUCUAAUGUCUGAGAAACAACUCAAGGAUGCUCUGUUGCUCUUCUUUGCCAACAAACAGGACAGCCCACAAGCUCUGAGCGUAGAUAGCAUCACAGAUCGCCUUGGACUAACAAAGCUUUGCUGUGGCCGGAACUGGUGUAUCCAGCCUAGCAACGCACAGACCGGAGCCGGACUGAUAGAAGGACUUGACUGGUUGUCAAGGCAACUCAUCGCAGCUGGAGUAGUUGACCUGGCUUAAGUAUUGAAAUAUCAUUCAUGUCCUUUUAUUUCUCUUUGCUCAAUUUUGUAAAACUGUUGUUACAUGUUUUGUAAUAAACCUGCAUGGAUUUGUUUUUUGAUAAAUAACGAAAAUAGAUUUUACUUUUGUCAUGCAAAAGAAUGCACCAGAAAUGUGUUUUAAAGCGCAUUCUGUGGAGUGUUGUGCCCAAAUGGUCAAGUGCACUGGACUCAAUUUAUGUUCUUGUUAAAGUGUAGGUUUGCGUCCUGCUCAUGGUAGGCUACUUGUUUUGCAUAAUGCAAAUAAAUUAACCCAGGACACUUUGGUUAGUAGAGAAGGGGAUCACCCCGCUGUAUCUGGCAUGGUUGGAAGUAGCUUGCACUUCAUCACAUUGUAGCAAGCUGCUGUAUAAAUGGGUCUGCACCUAAAUUAGGUUGUAGAGAGAUGGUGGUGUAUUUCUUUAGAUUGGUGUUCUGUUACCUAUGAGGGCAGCAGACUAGGAGUAGCAAUAUGGAGCCAUAUUGGUCUAAUCUGAGUUAAUCAAUAUUUGACUACAUAGUUUAUUUUUUUGCAGUGGAACACAUUUUGUUGUUUUUAAUUUGAAUUUCUGUAUAAAAACAUGGGUUUUUUUUAUCUGUAAAAAACUAAUGUCAUAUUCUAGAGGUUUAAUUUGAAUCAUAUUUAUUAUGUUUUGUUAUUUGUGUAAAUAUCAAUUAAUUACAUUAAAGCUGGAGUACAUUGAGGUACAUUUGAUUGAGUUAACAGUAAUGAUACAUGAUGAUCAUGUAUCAUUGGAUUUUAUCAUUUGGAAAUCAGUGUGUGACAAGUUUUCUUUUGUUUUGGUUCAGUUCUUUUCAUGUUUCUUGGGGUAAUGUUUACUAAUGGUAUGAGAAUGUACAUUACUUGUACAUUGCUGUGCAAAGUGACAUUAAAACUGACUAAAAUGACUGGGAACUAUAUGAAUAUAUAUCAUAAGAUGUUACUCUGCUCUAAAGAUCUUAAAUAAGGUCUUGAAUACACGGAUGCGAAUGCCUUUAUUGCUCCUGGUGUUGGCCUUGGUGACCCUUCAAAAGUUUCCCAUAGACUUCACAAUGGAAGUGCCCUUCUCUUGUAGUCUUUAAACAAUCAUUAUUUGUCCAUCAAUUACAUAAUUUCUUUCUUGUAGUUAUGAUAUUAUGUUGACAAAUUUCAUGCAUAUUUUGUACUUCAAAUUGUGAAACUUUAAGACUUUAUAAAAGCCUUUUGUUUAAUAUUUCUUCUUUACAUUUAGCGACUUAAAUAUGACAUCACUAAGCAUAAAUAUCCGCUACGUGGAUUGAACUUCUUCAUUCCAUAGAAAAUUUAUUUAAAAUUUUCUUAUCAUCUUUCAUCAAGUCAAGCGAGAAAAUAAUAAGUAUACAGGAGGUAUGACGGUGUCAAGAUAACCCAGGUGGAGAACCACACAAUAAUCAUCAAAGUAACUUGUGAAUCCUACAUGGGCAAGGGACAUCUGAAAUGUAACUUGUGAAUCCUACAUGGGCAAGGGACAUCUGAAAUGUAACUUGUGAAUCCUACAUGGGCAAGGGACAUCUGAAAUGUAAAUUAUUGUUCAUUUUAUUCAAUUGUGCACAAAUAUUAUGCAUUUUACUAAAAUCUUAUAUCUGCAUAGUUUCAUAGCAGAUGAUAUCAACAGUAUGCUAUUGAGCUGAUCGACAUGCCGAAGGAGCGGACCUGGUGAGAGAAGUUCUGAACUAUAGCAUCGAGUCGUUCCAGGCCAUCCCCACCCCAGUGAUCCGCCUUAAUCAAGUACAUGUCUUUAUUGGUGUCAACAUCGUGACAAUGUGUAGAUAUAACAUUCAAUGGUCAUUAAUUUGCAAUAAAAGAUCAUGGCAAUGCA